Messenger RNA from Durio zibethinus, 1053 nucleotides. Its product is annotated as ubiquitin-conjugating enzyme E2 20-like. The record is from RefSeq and is a predicted model, not a curated record. NCBI's taxonomy places the organism in Eukaryota, Viridiplantae, Streptophyta, Magnoliopsida, Malvales, Malvaceae.
AUCUUAAAACCAAAUCCCCCCUCAAGCUCUCUCUCUUAUCUCUAUCUCUCGAAAACAUCCGUCUACGAAGAAGAAAAGAAAAAACCCAUUUUUGCAUCUCUUCUUCUUAUACCCAUUUGCUCCUUUCUUUUUAAGUCUUUUGAUUUGGGUGCUUCAAAAUUUUCGCUUUUUAUUUUGUUUGCUGAUUUUUGUUGGUUUUUUUUUUCUUUUGGAUGAAUCAAUAAUAAGAAAAAGAAGGAAAUGGCAACCGUUAAUGGGUACCAAGGAAACACACCAGUGGCCACCAGCACUGGAACAAAACAGCCUGCCCCCACUGCUAAGACUGUUGAUUCUCAAUCAGUUCUUAAAAGGUUGCAAUCUGAAUUGAUGGCUUUGAUGAUGAGUGGAGAUUCUGGAGUAUCAGCAUUCCCUGAAGAGGACAACAUAUUUUGCUGGAAAGGAACAAUUACAGGAAGCAAAGACACUGUAUUUGAAGGAACGGAAUACAGGCUAUCUCUUGCAUUCCCCAAUGAUUACCCUUUUAAGCCUCCAAAGGUUAAGUUUGAGACUGCCUGCUUUCAUCCUAAUGUUGAUGUCUAUGGCAACAUUUGCUUGGACAUUCUUCAGGAUAAAUGGUCAUCUGCAUAUGAUGUAAGAACCAUUCUGCUAUCUAUCCAGAGUCUGCUUGGAGAACCAAACAUUAGCUCACCUUUGAACACCCAAGCAGCUCAACUUUGGAGCAAUCAACAAGAAUAUAGGAAGAUGGUUCAGAAAUUGUACAAACCUCCUAAUGCAUAAUUUGAGAAAUCAAAGGGCAACAACAUGAUUUUGGAAAAAAGUUAAUAGAACCCCUUUAAUGUUUUUUUCCUUUGGACAAAUGAAAAAAUGAAUAAAAUUUGUCCUUUUUUUGGUUCAUCGGAAGGCAAAGCUCUUAGAAAGGAAAAGAUGGAUGACGGGAUUAAAACCCCUAUUUCAUGCCUUACUCAAAACCUCUUAAUAACUAGAUUAAGAGGUGGAAAGCAUAAAUUGUCUUUCUAUGUAGUGUAUGCUUUUCAUAAUUAAUGAUAAAGCACU